Mercenaria mercenaria is the source of this 1677-nucleotide messenger RNA. RefSeq lists its product as uncharacterized. The record is from RefSeq and is a predicted model, not a curated record. The transcript is spliced from 3 exons. Lineage: Eukaryota; Metazoa; Mollusca; Bivalvia; Venerida; Veneridae. Bases 209 to 829 code for a protein of 206 amino acids. Gene Ontology annotation, molecular function: protein binding.
GGUAUCGGGAUGAUAAAUCUGAAACAUGUCCUGAUUCGUCUGUACUCAUGUUUCGUUUUGUAAAACGUUAAAUGAAUGAGAUAUAAAAGAAAGAUGAAAUUCUUUCCUAAGAUCACUUUAUUAUGACAAACUAUUAACAGGACUCGAUUUUUUUUCAGCAGUUUUGGAUACUGGUUGAAGACUACGGCAAGAUAUUUGAAAGACGUACAUGAAUAAAGACCAGAAGUGGACGAAGAAUUCACUAACAAUUUUUAACUAUUUGGAGAAAAUGACUUUUUCAAAACAAUGUGUGUUACUUUAUGUUAUUUCAAUUUAUCUUUGUGCAGAAAUUGUUGAAUCUGAAAGUUACGCGUGCAAUGACAACGAAUUUUUACACGUGGAAACGAGAAAGUGCACUGUAUGCAAUGUUUGUGACAAUGAAUUAGGGCUAGUCACGUGGGUACCAUGCACGAACAAAAGUAAUACGGUCUGUGGUCCGAAAUGGAAACUUAGAGUUCCUGCAAAUAGUGUGACUAAAAGUGAAACAACGCGUAAUAAUGUGUUUCAACACGUGGAACGCUCGGCAAAAGUGGAAAAAUGGAAAACUGUUGAAAAUAUAGUGACAGGUGUUUUGAUUGGCGUCGGAUUUACAGCUGUUCUAGUCAUUGUCACGGUGUGCGUGUUACAUGCACGUCGACGGAGACAGUCACCAUACAGAAUCAUAUAUCGGGAUGAAAAAUCACUUAAAGAAAUAGUCAAUGAAAGGAACGGCGUGAAAAGAAACGGAAAUAUUUACGUGAAAACGGAAGAUAUUCUAACCAGCACGUAUCCAGUAAAAUCACCCGUGUAGCACCAAACUUAAAUAUCACAGUGCUGUUAUCAUUCUAACAAAUACGGUUCAUUUGAUGUCUAUAGUGUCAAACUCUGAAAUUAUAUCUGACGUUAAAUUAAAACUCAAAGAUUGACAUUAUUAUGACUUCUGUUAAAAAUCUAUACAGAUGAAAGAGACUUUUUAUUUGAUCAAACGCACAAUCUUCAGGCAAGUACAGUCAAACAAGUUUAUAAAGACCACCAUUGGGACAGCAAAAAUGUGGCUUUUAUUGGGAGGUGGUCUUUAUUCACAGGUUAAAGUACACUGUAAAUGCUAAAAUGGGAAACAAAACAUGUGGUCUUUAGAGCCAGGUGGUCUCUGUUCAGAGGUGGUCUUUAACACAGGUUUGACUGUAUGUUUAUUUAAUGAAAUCAGUCGAAUUAAGGCCAUAAAAUCUUUCCAUAUUAUAAUGUUGCUUCUACUAAACGUGUACAUAACAUUCAAAUGCAGCUUGAACAGAACUAUUUACUUGAUAUUUAAGAAACUACUUUCUUUGUAACGUAUUUUGUUAAUAAUGCACAAGCACUAAUGUGCUUAUUUGAUACGCCGAAUCUCGUUAAAUCGAACUCUUGUCACAGUCGAAGUUAGUAUUUUAGGAUCAUUCUAGAAUGUUUAUCUCGAAUUUCUAUUACUCUUGGUCUCCCUAAAAAUGACCAAGGUGUUAUAUCAUUUUUAUUUUCAUUUUCUUCGGUGCUUAAAUAUGCUGGGAUCGAGAGAGAUUCCUAUAUUGUUUGUCUAUGUUGAUUUAUGUUAUAUAUUCUUAUGCAUUUCAUUAUAAUAUUUAUGCUUAUGAUGUUUAUUAUUGUUUGAAAUAAAUGGUGUUGAUA